Messenger RNA from Alexandromys fortis (reed vole), 6625 nucleotides. It is a transcript of the gene Zxdc, whose product is annotated as ZXD family zinc finger C. The record is from RefSeq and is a predicted model, not a curated record. Gene Ontology annotation, molecular function: transcription coregulator activity. Lineage: Eukaryota; Metazoa; Chordata; Mammalia; Rodentia; Cricetidae. Gene Ontology annotation, cellular component: nucleus. The transcript is spliced from 8 exons. Gene Ontology annotation, biological process: regulation of transcription by RNA polymerase II. Bases 104 to 2416 code for a protein of 770 amino acids.
UCUUGCGCACGCGCAGCUCGAGAUGCGACUCGGCCUUACUCUACGCGGAGCUUUGACAGAGACUCCCUGAGGGGUGGCGGGGCGGACCCUUGGCGUCGCGCGCAUGCCUGGCAGGGCCGGGCGGCUCUUCUCGGGAGGUUGUGGCUCGGAGGCCUCAGCUGGGCCUAAGAUGGACCUCCCGGCCAUGCUCGCCGCCCCGGUCGCGCGGGGAGACCAACAUGGCGGUGGGCCAAGCCGACUUCGCCGCGGCGCGGGGCCGUCCUUCGGUGCGGGCCCCGGGCGCCGCCGCCUGCUGCUACUGAGGGGCCCGGAAGAUGGCGGGCCCGGGCCGCGUCAGGAGGAGGCCCCGGGGUCGGGGCCGAGCCCGCAGCCCUCCGAGGACGGCGGCGACUCCUUCGUGGUACUGCUGGAAGUGCCGCGCGCGACUGACGCCCACGGACAGGGGGAAGCCGAGGCGGGUCCCGGCGCGAGUCCCCCGGAGCAGGUCCCGGCCGCCGCCCCCGGCGCGGCUCUGGCGGGCACCGUCACCAUCCACAACCAGGACCUCCUGGUGCGCUUCGACCGCGGCGUCUUCACGCUGGCCGCCGCGCCCGCGCCGGUCGCCCCGAGCCUGCACCCCGCGACCACCCCGGGCCCAGAACCCUCGAGCGCUUCCGUGGUCCGCCGCGGAGCGGUAGCCGCCGGCGCUGGCUCUCCAGCCUACCGCUGCCCGGAGCCGCAGUGCGCGCUGAUUUUCGCCAAGAAGCACCAGUUGAAGGUGCACCUGCUGACGCACGGCAGCCUCCAGGGCCGCCGGCCCUUCAAGUGCCCGCUGGAUGGCUGCGGCUGGGCCUUCACCACCUCCUACAAGCUGAAGCGACACCUGCAGUCGCACGACAAGCUGCGGCCCUUUGGCUGCCCGGUGGGGGGCUGCGGCAAGAAGUUCACCACGGUGUACAACCUCAAGGCGCACAUGAAGGGCCACGAACAGGAGAGCCUGUUCAAGUGCGAGGUGUGCGCCGAGCGCUUCCCCACACACGCCAAGCUCAGCUCCCACCAGCGCAGCCACUUCGAGCCCGAACGCCCCUACAAGUGUGAUUUCCCCGGCUGUGAGAAGACAUUCAUCACAGUGAGUGCCCUGUUUUCCCAUAACCGAGCCCACUUCAGGGAACAAGAGCUCUUUUCCUGCUCCUUUCCUGGAUGCAAUAAACAGUAUGACAAAGCCUGUCGACUGAAAAUUCACCUGCGAAGUCAUACAGGUGAAAGGCCAUUUAUUUGUGACUCAGACAGUUGUGGCUGGACCUUCACUAGUAUGUCCAAACUUCUAAGGCACAAAAGGAAACAUGACGAUGACCGGAGGUUCACCUGCCCUGUGGAAGGCUGUGGCAAGUCAUUCACUAGAGCAGAACAUCUGAAGGGCCACAGUAUCACCCACCUGGGAACAAAGCCAUUCGAGUGCCCUGUGGAAGGGUGCUGUGCCAGGUUCUCAGCUCGAAGCAGUCUGUACAUUCAUUCUAAGAAACACCUGCAGGAUGUGGGUGCUCCGAAAAGCCGCUGCCCAGUGUCCACCUGCAACCGACUCUUCACCUCUAAGCACAGCAUGAAGGCACACAUGGUGCGGCAGCACAGCCGGCGCCAAGAUCUUGUACCUCAGCUGGAAGCUCCAAGUUCUCUCACACCCAGCAGUGAACUGAGUAGCCCAAGCCAAAGCGAGCUCACCAACAUAGAUCUAGCAGCACUUUUCUCUGACACACCUGCUAACAGUGGCAGUUCGACAGCUGGGUCAGAUGAAGCCCUGAACUCUGGGAUCCUCACCAUUGAUGUCUCUUCUGUGAGCUCCUCUCUGGGAGGGAAUCUCCCUUCUAAUAAUAACUCCUUAGGGUCCAUGGACCCCCUGGUUCUGGUGACCCACAGUGAUAUGCCUCCAAGUUUAGACAGUCCUCUUGUUCUUGGGACAUCAGCCACAGUUCUCCAGCCAGGCAGUUUCAGUACAGAUGAUUCUCAGGCCAUGAGCACAGGAGCAGUAGGCUGUCUGGUGGCUCUGCCUGUGAGGAACUUGGAUCAAGACCCACCAGCUUUGACUCCCAGCAAUAACUUGACAGUCCCUGACACUGCACCAACCUCUUCAGGCACUGCCCAAGAAACUACCAGAGUCCCAGAUCUGCUGGUUCCAAUAAAGGUGGAACAAGACUUGCCUCCUGUCCCAGAUGUGGUCCAGGGGCCAGAAGAAAGCCAUGAGCCAUCCCAGUCUAUGCUGUCCAGCUCUGCAGAGAGGCCAGGGGCUCAAAAGGACUCAGAGCUCAGUGCUGGCACCCACAGCCUCUACUUGGAAAGUGGGGGCUCAGCAAGAACUGAUUACCGAGCCAUUCAACUAGUCAAGAAAAAAAAGCAGAAAGGAACUGGGAGCGAUGAAGGUUUCCUUUGGCUGCCAUCAUGAAUGAAGAAGGGACUCCUUGAAGGAAGAGGUUUGCGGUCAGCCCAGGAGUCACAUUGCUGUCACUUCUCUUUCUAUGAGCGAAUUUAAUGACAUCUGUAAAAUUCCAUGGAAGUUUAAGUGCAAAGCACUAGUUGGGUUUGGAUUUCAUGGGAAUGUCAUUUAGCUGCAGGAGCUUUGGCCCGCCUUAUGGGCCACACACACACACACACACACACACACACACACACACACACACACACCUAGAACAUGCAGGCCUAUAGUUGAGGUGGCUUUGGGGAACCAAAGUGGAGUAUAGACUUUACAUUGUCACAACAUGGUUUGUCUGUUAGCCAGGUGCCUCUGCUCCAGCUAUGCCUAGCCUCUCUUCUCUGUGUGUUAAGUUUGGUAAAGCUCUUUCAGGCACUGGCCUUUGAGGACUGUUAAAUGGUUGCUCUCUACAGGCUGUGUCUGUAAAUGAUCUUGGGUGGGCUCUGGUCAUCUCUGUUCUGAGCCUGAGCUCUUUCAUUCUCCUGACCACGACUAAAGGCAUCAUUGCAGACAGCCACUUGAGCACAGUGGCGCUAGUCAUUGAGAGGCAAACAUCUAGAGUGACCGUAGCAGUAAGGGACUACCCCCUACCAAAGAGAAGGGACCAAGAAAAAUGGUGUCACCAGAGUCUAGAAGAGGAACAGUACAAAGAGACAGACAAGGGAGAUAUUUCCUGACACACAACAGCAGCCUGUCUGGUUCCCUCCCACCUGAGCCUCAUCUCUCUGAUCUCAGGAUCAGGUUCCAGGUGCUACCAGGGGAGCCCGGGUAGUAAUCUCUAAGGCUGAAAGUCUUCUGUCCUUGUCACCAUUGUUGUCUCCAUACUGCUGGGGUGGUGGGAGCAGGGUAUACUGUAAAGGGACUCAUUAUGUAGCCCAGGCUGGUCCCAAACUAUCCUAUCUUAAAUGCUGGGUCUAGUGGUAUGAAGCACCGUCACCUACCACUGCAUUUUGAUGAUAGGUUUAAGAGCCAUCCAUUGGGAGCUCUGGGGGAAGUAUCACAUGAUGAAGAUGUAGAUAAUAUUUGCUAAAUGAGUAAUAAAACAUACACAGAUCACUAGCCAUGGAACACAUUUCAAAUAGUUAUAUUUAGUGUAUGUAUAAAAUACCCUUCAUAUUAAAACCUGACAGAGUUGUCGUAUCUAAGGUUUUCUGUGCACCUGACCUGGUUCUGAGUCAUUGUAUUGUGUCUAUUAGCCAACCCUAGUCCUCUCUAAAACUCUGAAAGGUAUAUGUCCUGUUAUCUCCAUUUCUGGAUGAGGAUCUUGGAGCAUGAAGCAGUAAUAGCUAAUGAGGAUCAAUACCAGGACUAGAAUCUAAGGCAGACUGGUCCCAGGAUUACCCAAACCCAUUGGCCAUGUGCUAUGUCUGCCCUCCCUCGGUUGAAGUGGACUGUAAGGAGUGGGUAAGGCUUGCCUAGAGCUUCAAGGGGCUCCUGGUUAGUUAGGCAGCCUGCCAGCAUUGUUGGCCAUGUCAAAGAACGGAAAACCAUGGUGUCUCUACAAUCAAUCAGUAACUGUCACAGUCUUUCAGGCCUUAAUUAACUGAGAGCCCAAGAUGUCCCCCUAAGAAUAGUGGCCAUCGCCAGUUUGUUUGUUUGUUUGUUUGUUUGAAACAGGGUUUCUCUGUAGCUUUUGUAGUCUGUCCUGGAACUAGCUCUUGUAGACCAGGCUGGCCUUGAACUCACAGAGCUCUACCUGCCUCUGACUCCCUAGUGCUGGGAAGCCAUCACCAUUUUUAUUAGAGAGCAGCCAAAGACAAUUCCCUGAGAAUCUAGGAAAGACAUCAAAACAACUUCGUGGCAGUAUUUGACUCUCUGAUGGGAGGUUUACAGAGGUUGGUGAAGAGGAACAUAGUGAUAGCUUAUCAUGAUGAUAUCAUUGAUCUUGGAAAGGCCUCAGCACAAAUUAUGAAUACUCUAAAGAGACCUGUGGGAAAGAGUGGCACUAUGAUGGGUCACUCAGCUCAUUGCUUUUCUGUUGAACAGGAAAGAAGAUAGUGGAGAAAAGUAGAUGGUAAUGACAAAACAAAAAUAAGCCAUUCCAGGGCCACAAGUGACAAGGACAGGCAGGGUAAGGUCUGCCAAAUUUUUGGCAGAAAACUUUCAAGUCAUAUUAUUGGCUUAUUUUGCUCAUUUUCUUUUUUAAAAAAACUCAAAUUCUAACAACCAAAUAGUUAAUAAUUCACCUGUCAGUUUUAAGUUCACUGGGAAGGAUAAAUAGGAAGUCAUAUAGGUUGGCAAAGGAAAGGAUAAACCACUGUGAGCACCUGGCUUAACAAGGUGGGUGUCCAGCAUGACUGGGAUUGAAUAUUCUGGAAACAUGAAUUCCUUACACUCUUAUCCUUGCAACAGCUACACUGAAAAACAGCCAGGCAAACCUUAGGACAUGCAGUGUAGAAUACACACACACACACACACACACACACACACACACACACACAUGGCACACACUAGCUAUGUCCUUAUUUUUAUGCUAGAGAAGCAUGCUGGGUUAAUACGAAAUUUAAAAGCAUAAAAGUUCAUGUGUGUAUAGUUCUAGAGCUGAGUAAGAUAGUAUAGAUGUUCAAGAAGCAGUGACUGGAAGCUUCUUGCUUUGACAGACUCAAUCCCAACCCUGAUCUGCUAUGAACAGAGGGAGCACUUAGGUAGGAAAACUGCAUAAACCCGGGAUUUUGGCAGAGACUCUGGCAGAUGAGUUGAAACUGUAGUGGAACCACUCUUCCUGCAAUGAGGAGAGCUUAGUCUCUGCUUACAACAUGGGCUCUCCUCACCUGGUCCAUCAACCUAGUCAAUAUUUGCACUCUAAGAAAUUGUUCCUUGAAAAAAAAAAUUUCCGCCUCCUCCCCGCCUCCCUUUCCCUCCCCCUCCUCCCUUUCGUCUCCCCCUCCUCCCACUCCUCUCCCCCUCCCUCUCCAGUCUGAAGGGCAGUCAGGGUUCCCUGCCCUGUGGAAAGUUCAAAGUCCUCCCCGCUCCAUCCUGGUCUAGGAAGGUGAACAUCCAAACUGGCUAGGCUCCCACAAAGCCAGAACAUGAAAUAGGAUCAAAACCCAGUGCCAUUGACCUUGGCUUCUCAGCAGCCCUCAUUGUCCGCCAUAUUCAGAGAGUCCGGUUUUAUCCCAUGCUGUUUCAGUCGCAGUCCAGCUGGCCUUGGUGAGCUCAAAAAAUUAUAUUAAAAAGAACAAGUAGGAUAACUUUUUACACUUUCUUUAGCUAUCGCCAGGUAAUAGAAAAUUUUUACUUUAAGCCUUUUUACUAUUAACAUGAUGUUUUUAUUAAAUUCUGAAAUGUAUAAAAUAUUUUCUAUUAAUAUUUUAUCAAUUUCUUCAUUUCCUUUGGCUAAUGUCCCAGUCAAUCCUGUAUAAGACCAAAUGGGAGUGAUUAAAAAAAAGAAUAUUACCACCCUAAAAAAAAAAAAGAAAAAGAAAUUGUUCCUUAGCGCCCUCACCUCGCCCAAGAAAGCAGGCUGUGAGAAAAGCAAAGGGAAGUCCCAGGUAUCAUACCAGCCACAAACAUGAGUACAACACACUCAGGACACCACAAGGUGCUGGUGACCUUCAGGAGUGAGGUAAGCAGGUCCGUAGGAGUUGUGUGCCUUGACGAGGGCUAUGGAUUUUUUUAGUUUGGUUUGGUUUGGUUUGGUUUUUCAAGCUAUGGUUUCUCUGUGUAACAACUCUAGCUGUGCUGGAACUCACUUUGUUUACCAGGCUGGCCUCAAACUUACAGAGAUCUGCCUGCCUCUGUCUCCCAAUUGCUAAGAUUAAAGGCUUGCCACCACUGCCCAACCUCCAUGUUUAAAAAAGAAAAAGAAACAAGUCUUGCUGCAACUAGAAGGCCUGCUGGGUGGCAAAACCAGCUUCCAUGGCACACCUUUGUGUCAGAGUGCAAAAGCUUUUGAGUUUUCUACCUUCCAGGAGCUGUGGGAGUUUAGGGACAUGGCCUUCAGAGAAGGAGCACCUAGAUUCAGGUUCUGUCAGGCAAAAUAAUUAUUAUAGGUUUGGUAAGUUUUCCAUUAAAAUCUGGUGGGUUUGUCUGUUUACCUCUUGCCUCAUGAAAAUUCCUUUGGAACAAUGUUCAAGUCAGUGAAACUGUAUGGAUGAUGGGAACCAUGAAGCUUCUUCCUCAAAAAUCCUCAGUCAGGGCCAGAGACCAGCCAGGGAAGCAUUGUUAGAUGUGCUGUUUUUA